This is a messenger RNA of Schizophyllum commune H4-8, 1016 nucleotides long. RefSeq lists its product as uncharacterized. Bases 67 to 861 code for a protein of 264 amino acids. The transcript has 5 exons. Lineage: Eukaryota; Fungi; Basidiomycota; Agaricomycetes; Agaricales; Schizophyllaceae. The record is from RefSeq and is a predicted model, not a curated record.
GAACAGUCGUGUAUCACAUCCACUGUGAGCUCCUGUGCGGUCAAGGUUGCCCUCUGCUGAUCUCGAAUGCAUUCCUACCUAGAUCAUCCCUCCGGUACUGAUCACCCUCAAUUCCGCGAGAAGCGUCGGCGCUUACCUUGCGCGAAUAUCGAGCUCCCAAUCAGUAAUCAUCGACGGCGGCUACAGUUCUACGUUAAGUUCGAAAUCGGUAGUACUUCUCAUGAGUACAGAUGGAACCAGGAGUCCCACUUGUCCUUCGAAGUACCGUCCGAAGCCGCACCUCACGUCCGGGCGAAGAUCAGUCUAUGUGCCAAGAACGAGAAGGAGGACCUACGCCUCGCAUCGAAGGAAUGCGUGCUGGCGUCUUUGGUGCUGUCGGAGCUGACUUCCUCCAUCCAACUCGAUAUAUGCGAUGUCCGGCUUACCGAGGUGCCCAUUGUCAAGGUCGACGUGACCGUGCAUCCGCUGGAAAAGGCGACGCUCGAGAUCGUUGAUGCGCUCGAGAAGGCCUUGACCCUUCCUGCUAAGUGGGAUGCCAUGGGACGUUAUGUCAAGGUUGCAGUUCAGAUAGGCGGCGCCAUUGCGGAGAUCAAUCCCAUAGCGAAGGCUGUAUUCAAGUUGUUGGACAUAGGGGUUGGGGAGCUCGAGAGGAGAAAAGACAACAUGAACGACAUCGUUUCGCUUGUACAUGACGUGGGCGAAGCAAGCGCGGUCGUUAUUGCAGUUGACUCCCAAGGAUUUGAUGGGAAACGGGCUAGACAGAUCAGGGCGCGCGAUGCGCUUGUUCCGAUCGUCUUCCACGCUUUGUCCUACAUUCAAUCCUUGAAGCGAGGUGUGAUUUUGGCCAGAUUAUAUAGCUGAUACCUAUGCUCAACUCGUGGCCAUCCAGCCGAUCUUGUACGAGCUCAUACCAAUGACCAAGUGAGCAAGCUUCAACAGUCCCUUCGCAAGCUCGUUGUAGACAUCAAGGCGGGACAAGAAAUAGAUAUGCAGCAGGCACUCUUCAGAGUCGAGGA